Hippocampus zosterae (dwarf seahorse) is the source of this 2834-nucleotide messenger RNA. It is a transcript of the gene cntfr, whose product is annotated as ciliary neurotrophic factor receptor. Gene Ontology annotation, molecular function: cytokine receptor activity; protein binding. Gene Ontology annotation, biological process: cytokine-mediated signaling pathway. Gene Ontology annotation, cellular component: external side of plasma membrane; membrane. NCBI's taxonomy places the organism in Eukaryota, Metazoa, Chordata, Actinopteri, Syngnathiformes, Syngnathidae. The record is from RefSeq and is a predicted model, not a curated record. The transcript has 11 exons. The coding region runs from base 297 to 1379 and encodes 360 amino acids.
GGCUGGGCUGGUCACAUGGGGGAUAGCAGUCUGUUUAAAACAGCCUCAGCUCGCUCACUCCGAGCAGUGCAAGACACAGAGACAGAUGCACACGUUGCCUCCUUCUCUUUCACACAAGCGCUCACACACAUGCUCACGUAAGGAGACGGCAACUUUCCUCUAUCGGACUGACACAAUACACACCCCUUGCUACACUGGAGGAAGAGGAUAAGGAGUGACAGAUCAGGAAAAGCAGACAAUAAAGAGGAGGUUCCCAGGUGAAGAAAAGGAUUGUGCAGAAGUUCAUCUUUUCCAAGAUGGCAAACCUUGUGACAUCGCUAUGCUGUGUAGUUCUGGCCGCAGUGGUGGUAGCCUACGCGCAGAGACGCAGUCAGCUUGUUGCCAGAAACCAGUACGAGCGAAUGGGCAGUGAUGUCACCAUGCAAUGCGGCUCCCUGGACAAUGACGCAUCAGUGUCGUGGAAGGUGAACGGGACGGACGUGAAGGCCCAGCACCGUCUAGAAGGCCCGAGGCUGAUACUGACCCAAGUGGACCUGGGUCACAAUGGCCUCUACAGCUGCUUUCAGAACCCAAACGGAGAGAGACGUGACACCAUCAACCUCCGCAUCGGCAUUUCCCCUCGAGAGCCCAUCGUCUCCUGUCGAUCCAACACGUAUCCCAAAGGCUUCUACUGCAGCUGGCACCAGCAGCACUCAACCUACAUCCCCACUACGUUUGAAGUGGACGUUCAACAUAACCAGCGUUCACUGGAGGUGCUAAAAGAUUCCAUCCAUAAGAACCGCUGCCAUGUGCGUUUUCCAGAGGUCUUCUCCAUCUUUCCGUACAAAGUCAACGUGACUGCAAUCAGCGCUUUGGGGAAAGCCUCCAGCACAAUUUCUUUUGAGGAGUCCAGUAUAGUCAAACCAGACCCCCCCGAGCGCGUGACGGCAACUCCGAUCCGUUACAAUGCACGUAGGCUGGAGGUAUCCUGGCAGAGUCCUGCGACCUGGCCCGACAUCGAUAACUUCCCCCUGAAGUAUUUCCUUCGAUACCGCCCUCUCAUCAAGGAGCAGUGGCAGCAUGUGGAACUGUCUGAGAGCACUUCUCACACCAUCACCGAUGCCUAUGCUGGGAAGGAAUACAUCAUCCAGGUUGCCGCCAAAGACACAGAGAUUGGAACAUGGAGUGACUGGAGCGUCGCCGUGCAUGCCACACCUUGGAUUGAAGAACCGGUGCAGACCACCUCCACGACUGAUGUGGAGUACCUCACGCAGACGAAGACCUCACCCAUCCCUUCAUCCAACGCACCACAUAAGGCUGAACCGCCGGUGGGGAGAGCUGCCAAACUUCUCAGCUUCUUCUCACCUCUUCUGUUAGUGAUGCUGCUACUCAUCAUGUAAUGUAAAUGUCUUAAAGUGGAAAGGGGAGGAAGAGGAGGAGGAGGAAGAAGAAGAAGAAGAAGUGGAGGCUGGAUCUUUGUUUUCUCUUUUGCACAAGUCCCAAGGAUACAGUGCAUUGAUCAUUUCUGUCUAUCAUACACUUACUCACCAGGAUUACUUGGACAAUGCCCCCAUGCAAGCAGGGUCAAUUCACGGUGACGCGCAAGUUCUUCAGAGGAGCUCUUUUUGGCCGUGUUGUCAUCUUCGCCGUCUUCAUCAGCAGCAACAGUAGAAGCAACGCUGAAAAACACUUGUCAUCUAACAGCGCCUGCUGGCUUGAAUUUGAAUUGUUUGGUUAGUAACAGUAUCGACUUGCUUCUCUGCUAUUAUUAUGAUUUUUUUUAUAUAUAAUGCUUUCAACCAAUUUCAUUCUGUAUGUGUGUGAAAAUACAGCGGAAUUCACACACAAACACGCAUACAUCCAAGUCCAGCAUGUGUAUGCGCAUGUGUUAGUGCCCAGCCGCUGUCCCAGUGCCCCAUACAGCUAAACCGUCAUGCCAAAGACUCAACGAGACACCCCCCCACCGACCCCUCCCCUGCAGUGAAACGCUCCCCAACACGAGCCGAUUUGAAAUGUAUUGAAUGGUGUUUGCCUAAAAAAAUAAAAUAAAAUCCAGAAGAGGCCACAAAAAUGAUGAUGUCACUUGAAAUCUGCGACCCCAGCUUUCAAAAUUCAACCGAUGAUUUGGUUCGGAUGUGAGGACGAUCACUUGCAAGAGUCACAAAAGUCAGACAAUUAGCUUGUGUCUGUCAAGAAGGACGAUGAUUGUAAAACAAAAACAAAAAAACAAAAAACAAAAAUUAUAUAUAUAUAUAUAUAUAUAUAUAUAUAUAUAUAUAUAUAUAUAUAAUACAUACACAGUAUAUGUAAUAAAGUCGAAAGCUCCCCAACAAUAUUUUUCUUUUUAACAAUGAUACGGCUGUUUUUUGGGAGGCAUUGAUGGCUGUAAAAUAACCCAAAUCAGUUUGCUUUCUGACGCCUUCACAGACAUACAAAGUAGAAAAUGUCUUCUUGCAGUUUCCAGUCGCCAAAAUCAACUCUUGCUGUUAUGUUAUUCCGAUGAGUACUGAUGUGUUUUAUUGUGUGUUUUUUUUUAAUAUGUAUUUUAUGGAGAAGCAACUACAAAAACACACAUAUAGGCUUUUAGUUCUUCUGUUUCUGUUUGGAUUUAUUGUCUUUAUUUUUUUUUAAUCCGACAUUCAUAAUGGCUUAUUUCUCUGAUCCUAUUUUGUAAACUAUGAUAUGUAACUUUAACAUGGAAGAAAAGUUUAUUAUUUAAUAAUAAUAAUAAUACAAAAAAAAAUAUUAAUGUAUGUAUUAGCAGUAGAAUGUCGUUACCUGUACCUGGGGUCUUUUUUAUAGCUGUAUAUACAAUGACAGGUUUGAUCCAUUAAAUGUGACCAUUUCACAAUGAA